CCAUCGCCGCUCCAUCUACCUACUACCAAAUCCCAAAAUUCAGUUGACAUUCACUCCUCUGCCCUCUUCUACUCUCCUCGUUUUCUCCGCUCAAUUCCAAUUCCAAUUCCCCUCUUUCAUCUGCUCUUCAAUCGGACCCAAUCCGAUCGACGAACAAUUCCGGGAAAUGGGUAGCGGGGAAAAGGUUUUCACCUUGAAGGAAGUCGCCGAGCACAACAACCACAGGGAUUGUUGGCUCAUCAUCAGUGGCAAGGUAUAUGAUGUGACCAAAUUCUUAGAAGACCAUCCUGGUGGUGAUGACGUUUUGUUAUCAGCUACAGGAAAAGAUGCGACCGACGAUUUUGAAGACGUGGGGCAUAGUGACAAUGCAAGAGAAAUGAUGGAUCAAUACUAUGUCGGGGAGAUUGAUGGUUCAACAAUUCCCAAGAAGGUCACAUACACACCUCCAAAACAGCCUCACUACAAUCAGGACAAGACAUCUGAGUUCAUCAUCAAGCUCCUCCAGUUCCUCGUUCCGCUUGCCAUUUUGGGAUUGGCAGUUGCCAUUCGGUUCUACACCAAACAAGCUUGAGGAACUGGUUCUUGAUUUGUUGAGGACUUCUUGAAGCAAACUGGCCCACCCUACAACUAAAAUGUUUCUAUCCAGGUGAAUCUGCAUUUUUUUUUUCCUUUUAUGAGACCUCCCAGACCUUCUUAUUUGAGAUAAUAUCCACUUUCCAUAUAUAUAACUGUUGAAUGAUUGGAACAACCCAUACUUGGGGCAGGAAACUCAGAAAAUCUUUAAUAUUUUAAGUGGACAUCACGAUAUAUUUAAGGUUUAAAUGCUCUUUUAGCUUUGAUUCA
This is a messenger RNA of Momordica charantia (bitter melon), 843 nucleotides long. RefSeq names its product cytochrome b5. Gene Ontology annotation, cellular component: endoplasmic reticulum; membrane. The record is from RefSeq and is a predicted model, not a curated record. Gene Ontology annotation, molecular function: heme binding. NCBI's taxonomy places the organism in Eukaryota, Viridiplantae, Streptophyta, Magnoliopsida, Cucurbitales, Cucurbitaceae.